AAGAGAGAAACAACACCCAACAACUAAGGAGAGGGGAUACGAAAGAAAGAAAAGAAACCCACCCACCCACUCCUAAAAAAAAAAAAAAACCACCCCUGUGGCGCGCCGCCUGGUUCCCGGGAAGACUUGCCAGCGCCAGGGGGUGGGGGCGCGAGCGGAAAGCUGCCGGAGAGUGAGCGGCCCUAGCAGGGAUGGACAUGAUGCUCUUGGUGCAGGGUGCUUGUUGCUCGAACCAGUGGCUGGCGGCGGUGCUUCUCAGCCUGUGCUGCCUGCUCCCCUCCUGCCUCCCGGCUGGACAGAGCGUAGACUUCCCCUGGGCGGCCGUGGACAACAUGAUGGUCAGAAAAGGGGACACGGCGGUGCUUAGGUGUUAUUUGGAAGAUGGAGCUUCAAAGGGUGCCUGGCUGAACCGAUCAAGUAUUAUUUUUGCCGGAGGCGAUAAGUGGUCAGUGGAUCCUCGGGUUUCAAUUUCAACAUUGAAUAAAAGAGAUUACAGCCUCCAGAUACAGAAUGUAGAUGUGACAGAUGAUGGCCCAUACACGUGUUCUGUUCAGACUCAACAUACACCGCGAACAAUGCAAGUGCACCUAACUGUGCAAGUUCCUCCGAAGAUUUAUGACAUCUCAAAUGACAUGACCAUCAAUGAAGGAACCAAUGUCACUCUUACAUGCCUGGCUACCGGAAAGCCAGAACCUUCCAUUUCCUGGCGGCAUAUCUCCCCAUCAGCAAAACCAUUUGAAAAUGGACAAUAUUUGGACAUUUAUGGAAUUACGAGGGACCAGGCUGGGGAAUAUGAAUGCAGUGCAGAAAAUGAUGUGUCAUUCCCAGAUGUGAAGAAAGUAAAAGUUGUCGUGAACUUUGCUCCUACAAUUCAGGAAAUUAAAUCUGGCACGGUGACCCCGGGACGUAGUGGAUUGAUAAGAUGUGAAGGUGCAGGUGUGCCGCCUCCGGCCUUCGAAUGGUACAAAGGAGAGAAGAAGCUCUUCAAUGGCCAACAAGGAAUUAUUAUUCAAAACUUUAGCACAAGAUCCAUUCUCACCGUUACUAACGUGACACAGGAGCACUUCGGCAACUAUACUUGUGUGGCUGCCAACAAGCUCGGCACGACCAAUGCGAGCCUGCCUCUUAACCCUCCAAGUACAGCCCAGUAUGGAAUUACCGGGAGCGCUGACGUUCUUUUCUCCUGCUGGUACCUUGUGUUGACACUGUCCUCUUUCACCAGCAUAUUCUACCUGAAGAAUGCCAUUCUACAAUAAAUUUAAAGACCCAUAAAAGGCUUUUAAGGAUUCUCUGAAAGUGCUGAUGGCUGGUCCCAAUCUGGUACAGUUUGUUAAAAGCAGCGUGGGAUGUAAUCAGCAGU
This is a messenger RNA of Dipodomys spectabilis (banner-tailed kangaroo rat), 1360 nucleotides long. It is a transcript of the gene Negr1, whose product is annotated as neuronal growth regulator 1. NCBI's taxonomy places the organism in Eukaryota, Metazoa, Chordata, Mammalia, Rodentia, Heteromyidae. The record is from RefSeq and is a predicted model, not a curated record. Bases 192 to 1256 code for a protein of 354 amino acids. The transcript has 7 exons. Gene Ontology annotation, cellular component: neuron projection.